Amborella trichopoda is the source of this 2459-nucleotide messenger RNA. It is a transcript of the gene IRX12, whose product is annotated as Laccase/Diphenol oxidase family protein. NCBI's taxonomy places the organism in Eukaryota, Viridiplantae, Streptophyta, Magnoliopsida, Amborellales, Amborellaceae. Gene Ontology annotation, biological process: lignin catabolic process. Gene Ontology annotation, molecular function: hydroquinone:oxygen oxidoreductase activity; copper ion binding. The record is from RefSeq and is a predicted model, not a curated record. Gene Ontology annotation, cellular component: apoplast.
ACACCAAUACCAACUUUUAUGUAACCAGCACACAAUAAUAAUAGUAGGAAGUAAAAAUACAGAAGGGACAAAUAAACAAAAAAAUAAAUAAAAAGAAGGAAGGAGAAAAAAAAGCACCCCCACCUCCUUUGCUUCUUAUUUUUCAAGACUCCUCUCACCUUACCUAACUGCUUAAAAAGGACGGCGCACCCAAACCCUCUUUCCAGAUACUGAGUUCCAACAAAGGGUCACUUUAUAAUGGUGAGAUGAGCUUGUCCCGCUACAGCACCUGCUCUAUACACGAUAAAGAGGAGAGGAGAGGAAGAGAGGGGUUGAAGGAAAAACAACACGACACCAAGAGAGAGAGAGAGAGAGAGAGAGAGAGAGAGAGAGAGAGCGAGAGAAAUGGAGUCUAGGGUGGUUCGGACCCUCCUUCUGGUGGCAUGUUUGCUUCCUGCUCUGGUUGAAUGCAGAGUUCGCCAUUACAAGUUUAAUGUUGUGGUCAAGAAUACAACGAGGCUGUGUCAGACGAAGCCCAUCGUGACGGUGAACGGCGGUUUCCCGGGGCCGACUGUGUACGCAAGGGAAGGCGACAAUGUGCUCGUCAAGGUCGUAAACCACGUCAAAUACAACUUGUCCAUCCAUUGGCAUGGGAUUCGGCAGGUGCGGACUGGUUGGGCAGAUGGGCCGGCUUACAUUACACAGUGCCCCAUCCAGACCGGCCAAACCUACACAUACAACUUCACCAUCACUGGUCAGAGGGGCACAUUGCUAUGGCACGCUCACAUCCUCUGGCUACGCGCCACCGUCCACGGCGCCAUUGUCAUCCUUCCCAAGCGUGGUGUCCCUUACCCCUUCCCCAAACCCCACAAGGAAGUCGUCGUCAUUCUCGCGGAAUGGUGGAAUUCAGAUGUCGAAGCAGUGAUAAAUACCGCCAUGAAGUCUGGUGCGGCGCCGAACGUCUCUGAUGCCCACACCAUUAACGGCCAUCCUGGCCCCUUAUCCAACUGCUCUUCACAAGGAGGAGGUGGCUUCAAAUUGGAGGUGGAGAGCGGGAAGACGUAUCUGCUGAGAAUCAUCAAUGCUGCACUCAAUGAGGAGCUCUUCUUUGGUGUGGCUGGCCAUCCCCUCACCGUUGUGGAGGUCGACGCCACGUACAACAAGCCAUUCACCACCACAACGGUACUCAUAGCUCCUGGCCAGACCACCAAUGUCCUCCUCAAGGCCGAUAAGUCAGGAGGCCGCUACAUUGCUGCUGCAAGUCCCUUCAUGGAUGCCCCCAUCGCUGUCGACAAUGCCACUGCCACUGCCCUUCUCCACUACACAGACACCCCUUCCUCUUCCUCUGUGAGCACAACAUUCGUCUCACUUCCCCCUCUCAAUGCCACACCCGUCGCUUCCAAAUUCAUGGACUCCCUCCGCAGCCUCAAGAAGCCACCAAGCUCGAGCCUUCCGCGCCACAGCCGUGUGGACCACUCCCUCUUCAUCACCGUCGGGUUGGGUAUUUUCCCCUGUCCCACCUGCACCGCGAACAAUGGUAGCAGGGUCCUGGCAGCCAUGAACAACAUCAGCUUUGUGAUGCCGACCUUCAACCUCCUCCAAGCCCACUACUUCAACAUCUCCGGUGUCUUCACAGAUGACUUCCCCGCCAAACCCCCCACCCCCUUCAACUACACCCAGAACCCGACCCCACAGAACACGAGCAUUGUCCUCUCCAACGGAACCCGGUUGUACAGGCUCCCCUUCAAUUCCAGCGUGCAGGUCGUGCUCCAGGACACGGGCUUCAUUUCUCCUGAGAACCACCCUGUCCACCUCCAUGGCUUCAACUUCUUCGUGGUCGGAAGGGGCAUCGGAAACUUCGACCCCAAGAAGGACCCCGCCAAGUUCAAUCUGGUGGACCCCGUCGAGAGGAACACUGUCGGUCUGCCUUCCGGGGGAUGGACCGCUUUCAGGUUCAUAGCUGACAAUCCAGGAGUGUGGUUCAUGCAUUGCCACUUAGAAAUUCACACCACAUGGGGGCUGAAGAUGGCUUUCGUGGUGGAUAACGGCAAAGGCCCAAACCAGUCCCUCUUACCUCCUCCCCCCGAUCUCCCUAAAUGUUAAUUUACAAGAGACCCAAUCCCUCCAAGAGGAAGGCGUAUGUAUGAAAAUAAAAACGGGCAAAAGGAGUGAGCAACAUACAAGAGUUUUGCCCAAAAAAGGAGGGACUCUUUUUUUGGCAUGUUAGAUAUAUUCAUACAUAUUUUUCCGACGAAUGUCUUCUGAGAUCAUCCAUAUCCAAUAUAUAUAUAUAUAUUUUUUUAUUUUUUUUAUUUUUUUUUUAAUAUCAUUUUGGAUCACCCAUAUGAGCUCAAAUGUAGAUGUGUAACAACCCCAUCAUAUUAAGGGAGACAUGCAAAACACUUUCUUUCUACUUUUGGAGUUAGUUUAUGUAUCAAAUUGUGAGAAUGUUUUCAAUGAUAUUACAAACCAUUUCAAUC